CACAGUGGAGCCUGGUGGGCUGCAGUCCAUGGGGUCACAAGAGUCAGACACGACUGAGCGACUCACACUUUCACGCUUUGUCUUUACCGACUCUGGCCCUGCCCUGCCUUAUCCACAGCACGGGCCUAGUUCCCCUGUCCCCUCUCCCGCCACCGCUGAACUCCUUGGAGUUGAGGGGGCAUCCCCAGACCUUGCAGGGCGGUUCCAUCCUCUUGGUCUGCAGAUGGAGGGGCUCAGGCCCAUGGGGGUGGGGAGGGGACCAGGUCACCCUGGCAGAGCCGGAGCAAGAGGGGGCCACCGUCAGGACUCUUAGACCUGAGUCAAUGCCUCUUUUCCCGUAGCUGUCCAAAAAUCACCCCAAACCAUUCACCACCACUCUGGGAUCAUCUGGGGUCACCCACCCCUGACCAGAGGGGAAAAGAGCAUUCCCUCUGGUUCUUGGGGGGUCGGAGCCCGGAAAGGCAGCCUCGGCUCUCAGAGACCAGGGAGCACCGAGCCAGGUUGCUGGCCCCCCACCCAGGAGCUGCCGGAUCAGGCGAGGUCGGGGUCAGCACGCGGGUGGUCCCUGCCGAGACAGCUGCCAGGGUGCCCGGCCGGGCAGCUCCCCCGGGGCAGCUGAAGCCCCCUCUCUUGACUCUGACCCUGUGUGUUUACAGCUCCCAGAUCAGGGCUGGCGGUUCUGCAGGGGCGGGGCCCACAGGCCGAAACCCUUCUGGGGCUCCCGAUCUGGGCAGGGGAAGGGGUGGAAGCAGACAGGACGCAGCUGGGAUUCCUCCCUGCACAGCCCCCACCACCCCCGACACAAAUCAUUCUGGUCUGGUCUGUGCUCAGCUGGCCUUCGGGGUCCAGGGUUCGGGGCCCUGGCAGGCCCCAGUGGCGGCUGGGGCUUCCUCCCACACCUGAGUGGGCGCAGGGGGGCCUGGGUGGGGUCAGCCCUGCGUCCGGCCCUCUUGGGAGAUCGGCCCACCUUCCUUGGCCUCCGUGUCCUCGUCUGUAAAAGAGUAUGAAGACCUCCCCAUGUGCGGGAAUGAACCAGCACAGGUGAAGGGACAAGCAGAGCCCACUUGCAGCCACCGAGCCCGGGUCUGACCUCCGUCACCCGCUCUCACGAGAGUGCGGGCCCCAGGCGGCAGGGGCCGAGGAGCCGCCUGUCCUGUGCCCCCGACCCCGGGCACCUGGGGGCCCUUGGCGUCGAGGCCAACCUGGGCCAGCAGAUCCCUCUUUCCAUGGGGUCCUCCUGGAGACAGGAGCAGAGAUGCUCAAAGGGCCGCACUGUUUGCUCUAAGGGGUCUGUUCACCCCCAUUUCUCCCCUGGCACCCCCUGAGAGAUCCUGAAACACGGGGUCCAGAUGGCCCGUCUACCUGAGGAUGGCCGUAACUUCCUGUGGCCCCGGAGCCGUCCCGCAGGCCCUGACCACUCCCUGCCCCCCUCUCCCGGCCCCUGGCCCCUCUCCCAGCCUCAGGCCCUGGUAGGUGCCCUGAAGCUUGGCGGGCAUUCAGCAGGACUAGGCAGUCGUGCUGUGAAUACAGAGCUUGAGGGCGCCUGAGAGCCGCUCUGCCCAGUCCCCAGACAGGCCUGCGGGCGAUGAAUUGCCAGGCCCCGCUUAAUAAUUCAGGCACGGAUUGAGUGCGGCGGUGCCUGAGCUGGUGAAAGGCUGCCCGUCCCCCAGCUCCAGGGCUGGGCCCCGCCCCUUGGGGCCACUCCCCGCCCCCAUGGUCCAGUAACCGCCAGAGCCAGCCCUGGGCCACCGGGGGCUGCUCCGCACACCACCUGCAGCUCCUACUGCCCCCGCCCCCCAGGCAUCCCGCCAGGCAGGUUAGCAGACUAUGGGAGUGUGGUCAGUGGUAAGGUUGGGAGGGAUCCUUGAGGGGAGCUGGCCUGGCAGGGACGCCCCAGGCCCAUGGUUUGUAUUCAGCAGCCUAGAAACCCUGUCCUGAGGGGUGUCCCCCAGAGCCCUGGGAGAUCGGGCUUAAAGAUUAGGGCGCCCUGUAGGGAGAACCCAAAUCCUGGGGCCCAAGGGCCUCUGAGACCUCCCAGCCCCCCCGAAUUUCUCUCCUAGAGACACACAGGACCCCUGAGCCCGUGGAUGGGGUCCGUCUGUGGAGCAACACCCACCCAGGCACCGGGCCUCAGGAGAGUCAGACCAGCCCCACAUCCAGGCCCGGGGUCUCGGGCAGGGGUGUGGCUUUGUCGGAUCCACCUCUUCACUCGGAGGAGGAGCUCAUGACCCCCACUUCGAAGGAGGCGCCCAUGGCCCCCCUUCCUGGGGUCGGGAGGGGGUGGGGAGGUAGGUGGGGGAAGAACCCACAGCUCAGCCCCGGCGGGCGUGCCCCUCCAGCCAGUGUUUCUGGUAGCACUCAGAGGGGCCAGGGUCUCCCUGGGCCCUAGUGGGGGGUGGGGGGGGCUGGCCCCCGUCACGGCCUCCUGCACCCCUGACCCCAGGCUGGCUCUGCUCCCCCCACAGGCCCCCCCGAGACCUCCUCCCAAGGAGACUAGGACAGCCCAGCCGGUCUCCACCCCCAGGAGAGGGCCCCCUCCCCAGGCCUCCUGCAGGGGUGGCCAGCCUGGCGCCUGGCCCCCCGCCCAGGACGCUGCCCACCUCCCCCUCGGGUAGUGAACAAAGCGGACGGAGCAUCUGGAAGGCUCGGAGAUUUGGGUCUCACCAAGAGAGCAAUGAGCUCGGAGCGCGAUGCUGGGGGUGCAGAUCCGCCUGUCCCUACAGGGGCACCAGGGCUUUGGGCAGCACUGGGCAAGAGCGCCCCCCUGCCCGCCGGCCCCCAAGUCCUCCAGGCAGGGAGUGGGGAAGCCGGUUCCUUUCUGGAGGGCGGGGUGGAGGACGCCGUGCUGGACGCCUACGACCGGGCCUACGAGCGGGCGCUGAGGAGCGCAUCCGAAAGCAGGCGGCAGGAGCUGGUGGCCAUCCAGGACACGGGCCCGCGACCACCCUCCCCAGGAGCCCAGAGUCUACAGGUGCAUCCAGGAGGGAUCCCCGUCUCCGCGCCCGUCCAAAGCGGACGCUCCCGGGGGCCAUCUGAGUCCAAGCAGACGCUUGGGUCAGCUUCUGCUGCUCCAGGACACCCACCCGCCUACCCAUGGGAGCGGAGAUGCUACGGUCUCGACUCGCAUGUGACCCUCGUGGGAGGGGAGGAGCUGUUUCCCUCCACGUGGUGGGGGUCAGGGAAGAGGAGGCUUGACCAAACCAGCACCUCCAUUGAAGCAGAUGGGGGUUGGGGGAGCAGGGGUCAACGGCAGACUCUGGGGAGAGGCUGGGGGGUGAGAGUGCGGGCAGAGGGAAUAGAGGGUGGGUUUGGCAGGGCUCCCUGGCCCCCCACUCCCAGGCUCUGGGGAGAAGGGAGGACCCACUGCAGGCUCAAGCAGACUGGGGGCAGUUCAGUUCUGCGCAGCGUCAGGACUGAGGCCCCACCCGUGUCGGCUGUCCACGGGCCGCUCGGCUCCGGAGACCACUUCCCCUCCCCACACGGCCCCCCAUCCUCACGUCGCAGGCAGGAGGGCUCCUGCUCCCCUCUGACCCUCCAAGCAGGACUAUCUGCAGGCCCAGGUGACUAGGUGAGGGCCACCCGGGUGACUUCCCUUUUGUAAGGAGGAAUCACUCGUGUAGUGGGUGAUGCUGUGUGCACAGUCCCGGGGGUGUGUCUGAGAAAUCCUGCCUGCUGCUGCCCCCGUGUCCGCCAUCCGACUACCUGACGACUGGCAUCCUAGGCUCAAGCCCCAGAGUCCUGGGCAGGACACCAGACUGGCCCAGCCCAGCCUGGGGGCCCUGUCGUAGCUGCCAAAGGAGAAGGAAACAGGGCCCGGUGAGCUUCCACCAAGGGGGUGCGGCCCCGCCCCACCGAAACCCGCAGAGUCUGCUUCUUCCCCAGUAAGGAGCAGCGUCUGUGAGGUGCAGCCAAAUGGGGACAAAGUGAACAACGCCUGCUGCCUGCAGUCACACACACGCCGUAGCACACCUCCCAGAACAAGCAGCUCCCCGGGGACAGACGAGCAGCCUUGUGCCGGAAGCUCGUGGGCAGAAGCCUCGCGGUUCCGCGGUUCUGGGUUUGGUAACCGUCCAGGGCCUCUGGGGAGGUGUGUUCCUCUCCCGGUCUGUUCUUCUCAUCUUACAAAAUAAACUUUAAGGAAGGCA
Bubalus bubalis (water buffalo) is the source of this 4145-nucleotide messenger RNA. It is a transcript of the gene TSPAN32, whose product is annotated as tetraspanin 32. The record is from RefSeq and is a predicted model, not a curated record. The coding region runs from base 2675 to 3568 and encodes 297 amino acids. Gene Ontology annotation, cellular component: membrane. NCBI's taxonomy places the organism in Eukaryota, Metazoa, Chordata, Mammalia, Artiodactyla, Bovidae. The transcript is spliced from 3 exons.